Molecule: messenger RNA, 1434 nt
Organism: Trypanosoma grayi
Lineage: Eukaryota; Euglenozoa; Kinetoplastea; Trypanosomatida; Trypanosomatidae
Exons: 1
Coding region: 1-1434 (477 amino acids)
Source: RefSeq, a predicted model, not a curated record
AUGGACGACUGGGAGAAGGCGUACGAGGAGGAUAGGCGGCGCCUCGCGUUGGGCCAAGGCAUCAUCGUUGACGGGAGACGUGCUGGUAGUGGCGCUGGUGGUGGUGGUGUUGGCGGUGGUGGCAGCAGUGUAGAAAUGAACCCCUUUGAGGAGAAGCAGCUGGAGCAGCAGGCUGCUGCUACUCCUAUUCCUCCAAUAGCUGAGGCGCCGAGCGUGCACGCGAUGCAUGGUCUCUCCCCAGCGAUGUUUGAAUCAUCGACGGUGAAGCGUGACGAUGCGGCGCCACACACCGCUGCGCAGCGCGAAGGUGAAGCUGACGUCGCCGAGAUUUACGCCGCGUACAAGGACGAUCCGGUGCCGCGCAGGCGUGGCAUGGAUGAUGACGAUGCCGGCGAUAACGCCGCGAGCGCAGGUGCCGCGCUGCACGACGCCCGCUUCGGCCUGCACUGCCUUGGCACGGGGUGGAACCUGCACACUCUCUUCAGUGCCAAACUGGGCCGGCGGCUGUUCUUCGCUGAGGUCGUCAAGACAUCGUUCAAAGGGUUUCUGUCGACCAAGGAUGCCGUGGUUGGCUGCUUCGUGACACCGAACUGCAUCUACAUCGGCGACGUGGAGACGGCGGCGCUGGUGGUGUGCGUCGACAUCCAGUGGCUGCUCGAGGUCUACGCGUUUGACGGCGUCGCGGUGGGGCUGCGGACGAAGGACGCGCUCGAACUCCACCUGCAGACAGCGCAGCACACACAGCGGCUGGUUGACAUCCUGCAGAAGAUCGUCGCGCACUGGCAGGCAAAGGUGAAGUUCAUUCAGGCCACCGCGGAGCGCGAGAAGACGUUUCGGAAGGAGAUGCGGCUUAUCGACAAGAAGAGCCACACCUGGCAGGUCGUCGAGGACCCUCGAACGGGCCUCCGCAUUCUCAACAUCACGGACCAGUUCAUCGGCAUCCUCGCGCCAAUUGCGCCCAAGAUCCUGCACUGGUUCGGCUGGGUGCAGCAACCAAGGAAGGACUGGAAGGGCAGCAGAACGUUGCAGCGCCGCUGUGCGUGGGCGACGGCCACGUGCUUCUUUGUCGCGAAGGCGGAGGGCCCUGGCAGCGACGGACAUGGCAUCAGGCACUGCGUCGCGAUGCAGUACAUGACGGAGCUGUACGUCGGCCCCGGCGGCGAAUUGGGCAUUGUCGCUGCGAAGGGGCCUCCACAGCCACCAACAGUUGUUGUGCUUGACUCAGAGGGGGGCAAAAACGCCCUCAUUUUUAUUUUUCAGGAAUGCUACAGUUAUCGGAAUGGUGGAGGGACGAUAAAAGUGACUCAUGUGAAGAGUGUGGAGGACGCGGCGCGCAGGGCAAACGGGUCAGGAGCGUCACGGCCGCAGCUCUUCCUCAUGCGUCCACGUCGAGAGUUGUAUGACUUUUUGCGGGGGCCUAGUGCAAAGAAGUGA